CAACGCACGCGAGCGAGGAGGCAGAGCCGCACGCACGCACACAGCUGGAUGGACAGGAACGUCUCCGCCACAGCUGUAGAACGAUGCGAAUUUUCGACAUAUUACAAGUUUGUCACUAAAAGAAAGCAGCAGCCGGACUCAGCUCGACUAAUCGAGUCUCCACACAGGUGGCGGUCAACACGGCUGGACAAUAACACAGCACGCGGCAGCCGUUCGAACACAAACUGCUUCGUUUUAAUGAGUUGAUUUUAAGAUUUGCGUGCGCCACCAGCCCAGUUAGCUACUGACCAUCCGUCCAGUGAGCUGUAGACAGACACAAUCAUGAUGGAGUCUAUCCUAGACAGUUUAACAGCAGAAAAACUCUAUCCGCCCGGAGGAACCAACCUGUUGGACCUGGAGGAACUCAGCGACGGAGAUUUCCUCACUAAUGUGCCUUUUUCGAGUGACCAGAUGGACGACUUCAGCAGCGAAUUAUUCAACAGUUUUUUUGACGACCAUCUAUUAGAGCGGCCCCUGCUGGCAGACAGACCUUCACUUUUACACAUGGACAUAGAAAGCAGCCCAGAUAUCCAGGCAGAGCACAGCUACUCUUUGAGCGAAGACUCCGCCCCCCAGAGCCCGGCCCUGUCAAUCAAAAUGGACCAAGAGUCCGAAUUUGAAUGGAACUUCAGUCAGGACCUUUCAGCCAUCUUGGUGAAACAGGAGGAGCCUGAUGCGGGCCAGCGACUAGAUCCUCAGCCCUCGGAAGGUCCGCCUCUCGUAUUAAGCCCUGCCCCCCCACACAGAGGAUCUCCAUGGAGACACGCGGAGCGCAGUCAAGACGAAGGGAAGCCAGUAGCCAUAAAAGAUGAACCCAGAGAGAUUGGACAGUACCUCGGCCUGCCCAGCGACGAUGCUCUCCAGCUCCCGCCCACCCCUCCUAGCAGUAACCAUGGCGACAGCGACGGGUCCCUCCCUCCCUCCUCCCCGCACCUCCCUCUGCCACCGUCUUCCCCUCCACCACAACAGAGGCCAGGAGGUCGUGCCUCCUCCUCUUCCUCCUCCUCAGCCAUCUCUUCUUCACCACUCCUCACUGCACCACAUAAGCUGCAGGGUUCAGGACCCCUCAUGCUGACAGAAGAAGAGAAAAGGACCCUGGUUGCUGAGGGUUAUCCAGUACCAAACAAACUUCCCCUCACUAAGAGUGAAGAGAAGGCACUGAAGAGAGUCCGACGGAAGAUCAAAAAUAAGAUCUCAGCUCAGGAGAGUCGAAGGAAGAAGAAGGAGUAUGUGGAAUGUCUGGAGAAAAAGGUGGAGAGCUACACGUCAGAAAACAGCGACCUGUGGAGAAAAGUAGAAAACCUGGAGACCGCCAACCGGUCUCUCCUACAGCAGCUUCAGAAGCUUCAGUCGCUGAUUUCAGGGAAAGUUGUCCCUCGUUCUUGUAAAAUGGCCUCAACUCAAACAGGGACAUGCCUCAUGAUGAUGGCCUUGUGUUUUGUCCUGGUGUUGGGCUCCUUCUCUCCCUGCCUCUCCCCCCUCUCCUUCCUCACCGACACCUCCUCCUUGUCCUCAUCCCCCUCUUCCUCCAAUCCCUCCUCCUCUCCUCCACUUCCAUCAGCGGACCUCUACACCACCAGUCAGGUCCGUUCCCGCAGCCUGCUCUUCUACGAUGAAGGGGCCCCAUUGGAGGAGAGUUUAAUGACAUCAGAAGGGGAGAGGCUACAGUCAGAGAGCCACUCCCACAUCCAGACAAGCCGAUACACAGCUGACGCACACAGCAACCAGACAUCUGGGCCCAAAUUAGACCAGAGAGAAACAAAACCAGACGGAGUCUCAGAGUUCUUCUGACACAGCCUGACUCCUCCUCCCAUGACUUCUCACCUCUGGCCCCUAAAAAGCCCGAAACCUGAAAAAAAAAAAAAAAAAAAAAAAAGAAGAAAGCAGGCUUCAUACAAACAUCCGACUGGACCAAAAUCUACAUCAUUCUGCCAGGACAUCAACUUUUCUUUCAGUCCUCCCAUCCUCUUGCCCAUGCAUGGCGCUUCACCUCUCUGCUUAAACAGACUCUGCUACACCUGAAUAUACUUGAUUUUAAAGGGACCACUUUAAUUGGAAUUCCAAUUUUUAUGCAUUCAUAUGUAGUACAAUUUUUAACAUCCAACUAUUCUAUUAAUAUUUAGAAGGAACAAUCAUAAAUAAUGUCCUAGAGGUGAAUUCGAAUAUAGAGUCUUAAUAAAGGAACUUCUAGACAAUAUUCAAUAUCUUACAAAUUAAUUUGAACCAAAAUAAUUUAUCACAAAAAUGUAGGAACAUUGCCUAGAGGACAGGCAGGUUUGAGCCACUUAAAUCAGGAGUGUGAGUGCUGUGUUACCAUGGCUUGACUGUCCUCACUUUCUCUCCAAAAGUCAGUGUAGAGUUGCCAUUUAGAGAAAGAGCUUUUUGAGAAAUGCAGUCUUAAAGGUCCAGCAUGUAGGAUUCAGGGGCAGAAAUGGAAUAUAGUAUUCAUACUUUUGUUUUCAACAGUGCAAGAUCACCUGAAACUGAGAAUUGUGUUGUGGUUACCUUAAAAUGAGUCUUUUAUAUCUUCAGGGAGGGUCCUCUUCCAUUGGGUCUGCCAUGUUUCUACAGUAGCCCAGAAAGGACACUUACGUUUUUGUGGCCACUGUAGGGAAGGUGGAAACGAGGGGUGUUCAGUUGGCUGCGGUCUGCAGACCACACGUCAUUCAAUCCUACACACUGGACCUUCAAGACGGAUUUACCUUGCACCUUUAACAGUUCAUAAACAUAAAUGCAUAUAUUAUAUAAAGAAACUUGACUGACCUCCACUGUGUGAAUCUAGCUGAUGGUUAGCUUGAUGGUUAGCAUGGUGCUUGUAUUUCACUACCAAAGCACUCUAGAUGAAAUACAUUGGAUCAGCGUUUAUAUUUUUUUCACCUAUACCUAUGAUGACACAGGGCUGCAGCUAACAAUUAUUUUGAUUACUCAUUAAACUAAAUCUUUUUUUUUAUUAUACUGCAAUUAAUCGCUUAGUCUGCAAAAGGUCAGAAAAUAGUAAAAGAAAUAGCCGGUCGCAGUUUUUUUCAUAGGUCAUCACUUGAAAAACUUUUUUUGCUUAUUAAUUAUCUGCCGGUUGUGCCAUUUUAAAAGUGCCUUCCACUUAGAUCAGUCAAAUAUGACCAACUUGGCCUUGAUACCUAAAGGGCGCCACACAUAAAUAUAAACCUGAAAAUGUAACUCUAACCAGAUUACAUACAGUUAGUCGAAAUCAGGGCCGGGCUUUUAGCUUAUCAUAAACUGACUGAAUGUUCACAGUCCAAAUUCUGACCAAAAUUUUGCAUCAUUUUUGGACCGCUGAAAGGGGUCCUAACAGAGGUUGGGAAACAUGAAAAGUAUUUUUAUGGAAUUUAAAAAUUGUAUAUGUAAUAUAUUUGCAGCAUCGAAAAAGAGCAUAUUUAAUUUAUGCAACAAAAAAAAAAAAUAAAUACUGAACUUGUUUUUAAGAUUAGUUUAUCUUAAUGUCUUGUUUUUCUAAAUAAUGAUCGCAAAAAAAAACUCAAAAAUAUAACUUUAAUAUAUUCUGAGCAUCACAAAAAAUGAGCAUAUUAAUUUAUGCAAAAAAAAAAACGGAAAGAAAGAAGGGGAAUUGUAUGUUGUGUUUUGGCAUUUAAGAUGAUGUGAAGUUUUACAUGAUGGAGUGUAGUUUACAUUCUGCUUCAUGGAGUGUAAAACUUUGACAUGAUCUGUUUGUGUCUUUUAACUGUAAUACAGUGUUUAUGUUUCACUGCUGUCGCGUGAACGCCUGAGAGGGACUGUUUUGUCAUUCAAAUUAAACGUUAAAAAAAAAAGAAAAAAAAAGAAAGGUAUUUUUAUCCCUCAAGCUGAAGUUUCAAAGAAAUUUAUCACAAAUCCACCGCACUAUUUUACAAUUGACAAUUCCAAAUAUGUAGAUACUUUUCUGUCAUAAACACAUCCGGUUAAGUUCAAACAAAAGCAGCAGAGGAAACAUCUCAGCGUGCGCUCAUGCGACAGCAGUGUAUGUUGUAUUUAUUCCUGUUUUGUAGAAAGUAUGUAUAUAUUGACAAAACCAGUCAGGGGACUAACACAUUCCAGGAAGUAAACCACCACUAGCGUUUGAAGGAACAGUGACAUUUUCAAAAAAAGUCUUGAUUUGUUUGCCACUAUUCUGACAAUGUGAGAAAAAACAAAACCAAACAACAACAACAACAAAAAAAAAACAUGGAAUGAUGCUCCUCGAAACAACUCUUUUAAAUGUCAUGGUAUUCCUUCAAAUAAAAAGCUUUUUAUUUCAGACAUUUCACCGUCCCAUUACAAAACUUUGAGGAUAUAAUAAGAGUUCCGACUCCUAUUUUGAUCCCCAAAACGUUACAGAUUUUCUUACUCGUCCCCAUUUCAUUUUGUGUCUUUCAUGCUACACAAAAAACAUCAUGUGACUGCAGCCCGUUGCUCAGACAUCCUGUCAUUCUCACCCUCAACAGUCAUAAUGCACCGGUGUACAUAAAUAAUAACAACUUCAUGUGCAGUUGUUGUAAAUAAGGGCCUUGUUUUUUGUUUUUUUUUGUAUUGUGACAUAUCCAAAACUUUAACCUGUGGAAUCACAUGGGGUGGCUGCUUUUCAGAGAAGAAAGCAGCAGUUUGGGGAAAGAAGAUGUAAAGUAGGGAGGGAUUUUAAAACAAAUGACUGGGAGGGUGACUUUUUUCCACUCGUAAAGAUACCCUGACGACACAGCAGCUGCACACAGUUUGAAUAGCUGUAAAACACAAGGGGGCGCUUGAUUACUCUCUCCUUUUCAUGAAUGUCUGCAGAGAAUAAUCAAACACUCUCCAGGAAGUUAUUUGAAAUGUGUUCGGGUGUCAUGUUGUCUCGGUUUGUUGUAUAGCAUCUUGCAUGUUCCUCCAUAUAUAACUAUGUUAUCUUAGUGUAGUCAGUAGAGUAGAAACCAGCAAAAUAUUAAAAAACUGCAUCAGCAA
Messenger RNA from Scatophagus argus, 4971 nucleotides. RefSeq names its product cAMP responsive element binding protein 3-like 1 (gene creb3l1). NCBI's taxonomy places the organism in Eukaryota, Metazoa, Chordata, Actinopteri, Scatophagidae. Gene Ontology annotation, molecular function: DNA-binding transcription factor activity, RNA polymerase II-specific; cAMP response element binding. Gene Ontology annotation, biological process: regulation of transcription by RNA polymerase II. The record is from RefSeq and is a predicted model, not a curated record. The transcript is spliced from 13 exons. Bases 322 to 1830 code for a protein of 502 amino acids.